CGGGGCGCGGGGCGGUGGCGGCGGGGCCGUGACCCCCGGUGACCCCCCCCCCGGGUGACCCCGCGGUGACCCCCGCGGUGAUCCCGCCAUGGCCCGCCUGGCCGACUACUUCGUCCUCGUGGGAUACGACCCCGGCAAGCGCGGGAGCAGGGAUGGGCAGGGACAGAUACUGCAGCGCUUCCCGGAGAAGGACUGGGAGGACAACCCCUUUCCCCAGGGCAUCGAGCUGUUCUGCCAGCCCAGUGGUUGGCAGCUCUUCACGGAGAGGAACCCCCCGACCUUCUUCGUGGCCGUGCUGACAGACAUCAACUCGGAGCGGCACUACUGCGCCUGCUUCACCUUCUGGGAGCCCAUCGAGAGCGCCCAGCCUCAGAGCCACCCCAGGAAUGGUGAUGGGGAGGAGGAGGAAGAGCCAUCAUCUCCUGUUCAACCUGCGCAGCUCUUUGCUCCCAAAAGCUUGGUCCUGGUGUCACGGCUGGACCAUGCGGAGGUGUUCAGGAACAGUCUGGGCUUGAUCUACACCAUCUACGUGGACGGACUGAGCGUGUCCCUGGAGAAUGUCAUUGGGAACCUGCUGACCUGCACCAUCCCCAUCACUGGUGGAGCUCAGCCUGACGCGGAGGAUGAAGCAGCGAGAACCAUCUCGCUGGGAGCCGGGGACCGGCAGGUGAUCCAGACACCCAUCAGCGACUCGCUCCCGGUCAGCAGCUGCAGCGUGGCGCUGCUCUUCCGCCAGCUCGGCAUCACCAACGUGCUGUACCUGUUCUGUGCCGCGCUGACCGAGCACAAGAUCCUGUUUCUGUCCAGCAGUUACCAGCGGCUGACGGACGCCUGCCGGGCUCUGCUCGCACUCAUGUUCCCCCUCAAGUACAGCUUCACGUACGUGCCCAUCCUGCCCGCGCAGCUCCUCGAGGUGCUGAGCACACCAACACCCUUCAUUAUCGGAGUGCACUCCAUCUUCCAGUCAGAGACACAGGAGCUGCUGGAUGUUGUCAUUGCGGACCUGGAUGGCGGGACAGUGAAUGUCCCCGAGUGUGUGCACAUCUCCCUGCUCCCUGAGCCUCUGCUCCAGCAGACCCGGGAAGCCCUUUCCAUGGUCCUGGACCCAGAGCUGGAGGUGGCAGAUCUUGCAUUCCCCCCUUCAACAAUUUCUGUCUCUUCUCUCAAAAUGCAGGACAAGGAGAUCCGUGCUGUCUUCCUCCGCCUGUUUGCACAGCUGCUGCAGGGCUACCGCUGGUGCCUGCACAUCAUCCGCAUCCAUCCUGAGCCCGUCAUCAGGUUCCAUAAGGCAGCAUUCCUUGGGCAGAGAGGGCUGACGGAGGAUGACUUCCUCACCAAGGUGCUGGAGGGAAUGGCCUUCGCCGGCUUCGUCACGGAGCGCGGGGCUCCGUACCGCUCCAUCGACCUGUUUGAUGAGCUCGUGGCUUACGAAGUGAAGCGCAUGCGUGCAGAGGAAGGGAACAAGCAGAAGAUCCUGAGGCACAUCAAGGAGCUGGCGGAGAAGCUUUACAAGAACGAGAACCCGUACCCCGCGGUGACCAUGCACAAGGUACAGAAGCCCACGGAGGGCUGUCACCUGCGCCUGCACCAGAAGCCGUUCCCCCGGCUGGAUGAGGGGACAGUGCAGUGGAUCAUCGACCAGGCCACCGCCAAGCUGCAGACAGCUCCUCCUGCUGUGAAGGCAGAGAAGAAAUGCAUGGUGCCGUCGGGGCCCCCCAUCGCUGCCAUCAUGGAGCGCAAUGGCAAUGCCCUGGCCAACAGCGCCCGGCGCCUGGAGGUGGUCAGGAACUGCAUCUCUUACGUCUUUGAGAACAAGAUGCUGGAAGCCAAAAAGCUCUUCCCCGCAGUGCUGCGUGCCAUGAAGGGCCGAGCGGCCCGACACUGCCUGACCCAGGAGCUGAACCUGCAUGUGCAACAGAACCGGGCAGUGCUGGACCACCAGCAGUUUGACUUCAUCAUCCGCAUGAUGAACUGCUGCCUGCAGGACUGCACUGCCAUGGAUGAACAUGGGAUUGCAGCUGCUCUCCUGCCACUAGUCACUGCUUUCUGCCGAAAGCUGAGCCCAGGUAUCACGCAGUUCGCCUACAGCUGCGUGCAGGAGCACGUGGUGUGGACCAACAUCCAGUUCUGGGAGGCGAUGUUCUACUGCGACGUGCAGAACCACAUCCGAGCCUUGUACCUGGACAAUAGCGAGGAGAACCACGCAGAUGAGGAGAGCCCAGAGGAGCCACAGGAAGCCAAGUCGGCCUUGGAGAUAGCAUCGGAGCAGCUGAGGCUGUGGCCCACCAUGAGCAGAGAGAAGCAGCAGGAGCUGAUCCAGAAGGAGGAGAGCACUGUCUUCAGCCAGGCCAUCCACUACGCCAACCGCAUGAGCUACCUGCUGCUGCCCCUGGACACCAGCAAGAACCGCCUGCUCCGCAGCUCCGGCCUGGGCGACAUGGAGAGUGUCAGCAACAGCUUUGUCACCAACAGCAUCGCUGGCAGCGUGGCUGAGAGCUAUGACACAGAAAGUGGCUUUGAGGACGCAGAGAGUUCGGAUGUGGCCAACUACGUGGUGAGGUUCAUCAACCGCUUCGUGGACAAAGUCUGCACCGAGAGUGGAGUCACCAACGAGCACCUCAAGGGGCUGCACGUCAUGAUCCCUGAUAUCGUGCAGAUGCACAUAGAGACACUGGAUGCCGUGCACAGGGAGAGCAAGAGGCUUCCUCCCAUCCAGAAGCCAAAGCUGCUGCGCCCCAACCUGCUGGUGGGAGAGGAGUGUGUGAUGGAAGGGCUCCGCGUGUACCUCAUGCCUGAUGGGCGGGAGGAAGCUGCUGGAGGGAAUAUUGGUGGCCCACCUCUGCUCCCUGCAGAAGGAGCCAUCUUCCUCACCACGUACCGCAUCAUCUUCAAAGGCACUCCCACCGACCCCCUGGUGGGGGAGCAGGUGGUGAUCAGGUCCUUCCCCAUCGCCUCACUGACCAAAGAGAAGAAGAUCAAUGUCCAGGCCCAGGUGGAUCAGUUCAUCCAGGAGGGUUUGCAGCUGCGCUCGUGCACAUUCCAGCUGCUGAAGAUCGCCUUCGACGAGGAGGUGGCUUCAGACAGCGCCGAGAUCUUCCGGAAGCACCUGCACAAGCUGCGCUACCCCCAGCACGUGCGUGGCACCUUCGCCUUCACCGUGGGCCAGUCGCCCAAGCAGGCCAUGCAGCCCAAGGCCAAGGAGAAGAACCCCUCGCUCAGGACGCUCUCCAAAAACCUGGUGAAAAACGCCAAGAAGACCAUUGGGCGGCAGUACGUGACGCGGAAGAAGUACACCCCCCCCAUGUGGGAGCAGAGGGGCAGCCAGCACUUCCCCGAGGACAACGAGGAUGAGAUCUCAGUGUCUGAAGAGAUGGACAGAAGCACUUUGACCCCCACCACCACCAUGAAACCUUCGGACAAGAUGACCAUCAACCACCUGGUGGAGCGGGCCUGCUGCCGGGACUACCAGCGCCUGGGGCUGGGCACCCUCAGCAGCAGCCUCACCCGCUCCAAGAGCGAGCCCUUCCGCAUCUCCACCGUCAACCGCAUGUACGCCAUAUGCCGGAGCUACCCCGGGCUGCUCAUCGUGCCGCAGAGCAUCCAGGACAACACGAUCCAGCGCAUCUCCCGCUGCUACCGCCAGAACCGCUUCCCCGUGGUGUGCUGGAGGAACUCCCGCACCAAAGCCGUGCUGCUGCGCUCAGGGGGGCUGCAUGGCAAGGGCGUCGUGGGCCUCUUCAAGUCCCAGAAUGCUCCCACUGCAGGCCCCUCGCAGGCAGACUCCACGAGCCUGGAGCAGGAGAAGUACCUGCAGGCUGUCAUUAACUCCAUGCCGCACUACGCCGACGCCAGCGGGCGCAACACGCUCAGUGGCUUCACCUCGGCUCACAUGAGCAGCUCAGAUCACGCCGACAAGAGACAGCCUAAGCUGGGAUCGCUCAUGAAGCAGGUGAUGGGAGGGAAGGACGAUGGGCCUGGUUCUAUUAGCCGUGGAGGGCUCGGUCACCGAGCUAAAGUCAUCACCCUGUCCACCCCAAAGUGCGCGUCGGCGAAGGGCCGCGACACCCCUCGAGGCAAGUGGGGCAGCAUCCGGGCCAGCGGGCGCAUGAGCAGCUACGCGCUGAACGUGGAGAUCGGGUCACGCCUGGCGGGGAAGGACCUGCUGGGAACCCACCACAACGGCACGGCCGAGCCCGGGUUCCUGCGCCCGCACCGCGCCUCGCUCUACAUCAUUGGGGACAAGUCCCAGCUCAAGGGUGUGAAGCCGGACCCGCUGCAGCACUGGGAGGUGGUUCCCAUCGAGGUGUUCGACGUGCGGCAGGUCAAGGCCAGCUUCAAGAAGUUGAUGAAGGCCUGUGUGCCUGGCUGCCCCUCCACGGACCCCAGCAUCGCCUACCUACGCUCCCUGGAGGAGUCUGAGUGGCUGUCACAGAUCCACAAGAUCCUGCAGAUUUCAGUGCUGGUGGUGGAGCUCCUGGACAUGGGCUCCUCAGUGCUGGUCAGCCUGGAGGACGGCUGGGACAUCACCACGCAGGUCGUGUCCUUGGUGCAGCUCCUGUCUGACCCCUACUACCGGACACUGGAAGGCUUCCGCCUGCUCGUGGAGAAGGAGUGGUUGAGCUUCGGGCACCGCUUCAGCCACCGCGGGGCGCAGACCCUGGCCGGGCAGAGCAGUGGGUUUGCUCCCAUCUUCCUGCAGUUCCUGGACUGUGUGCACCAGAUCCACCUGCAGUUCCCCAUGGAGUUCGAGUUCAGCCAGUACUACCUGAAGUUCCUGAGCUACCACUACAUUUCCAACCGCUUCCGGACAUUCCUGCUGGACUCGGACUACGAGCGCAUCGAGCUGGGCCUCCUGUACGAGGAGAAGGGGGAGAGGAAGAGCCAGCAGGUCUACAAGUCCAUCUGGGACUACAUCGACCGCCUGAACAAGAAGGCCCCCAUCUUCUUCAACUACAUGUAUGCUCCUGAGGAUGGGGAGGUGCUGAGACCGUACAGCAACAUCUCCAACCUGAAAGUGUGGGAUUACUACACGGAGGAGACACUUUCCGAGGGCCCCUCCUAUGACUGGGAGCUGGCACAGGGGCAGCCGGAGCCGGUGGAGGACACGGAUCGACAGGACACCGGAGCCCCACAGACCAAGCGCAAGAUCAUCUGGCCCUGCUACGACAACCGGAGCCGCGUGGAGCCCGACGCCAUCUCCAAACUGCUGGAGGAGCUGCACAACCUGGAGAUGGAGCUGGGGCAGAUUCCAGAGCGCUGGAAGGACACGUGGGACAAGGUGAAAGCUUCCCAGCGCACCGAGGCGCGGCAGGAGGGCAGCAGGACCCCCAGCUCCCUGCUGAUGUCCUCGGGCCUGUCCCACCACCGCCGCUCGCUCGGGGUGUACCUGCAGGAGAGCGGCGUGGGCUCCACGCUCAACCUCAGCCUGGACAGCGACACCAGCAGCACGUCCACCCCGUCCAGCGGGAAGCCGGGUGGGCGCAGGAGCACCAGCACCCUCUACAGCCAGUUCCACACGUCCGAGAGCGAGAACAGGUCCUACGAGGGGUCUCUGUACAAGAAAGGAGCCUUCAUGAAACCCUGGAAGCCUCGUUGGUUCGUGCUGGAUAAAACCAAACAUCAGCUGCGGUACUAUGACAGCCGGAUGGACACGGAGUGCAAAGGAGUCAUUGACCUGGCCGAGGUGGAGUCCAUCACCCCAGGGACCCCCACCAUGGGGGCACCCAAGACGGUGGAUGAGAAAGCCUUCUUCGAUCUGAAGACGACGAAGCGCGUUUACAACUUCUGUGCCCAGGACGUGCCGGGGGCGCAGCAAUGGAUCGACCGCAUCCAGAGCUGUUUGUCGGACGCGUGAGCGCAGGAGCCCCUGUCCGGGUGCAGGGUCCGGGCCCACGGAGCAGCGGCAGCGCUGGAGCCGGGGCUGGGAUCAGCUGCGGGUGAGGCCCUGGCCUCGGGCGGCCGCGGGGCUGGAGCUGCGGCUCCGCGCUGGGAGGCACUGGUGGAGGAUCCCGUCGCGUUGAAGCAGGCCCGGGAUGAGCAGGAGCUGGUCCUGCUCUGUCCCCCCCAGGCCUGUCUGAGCCCUGUAAUUAUUGUGUCCCCUCCGCACCCCACUGCAGCCCCUGCACUGCUGGAGGAGGCAGGAGCUGCCCUCCUCACCCUCCCCAUGGCUUGCAUGUCCACCGAGCACCCAGGGGGACCAGCCCUGCUCCCCACGUCUCAUAGUGCAGCACCCACCCCGCUCCCUCCUUGCUGGACCCAGGGACCUGCCGCUCAGGUGCUGGUGUUGGUGGGGGUGAUGCGUUGAGCACAGGGAUGCGCUGCCCAUCCGGUGCCCCCUGGGCACUGCAGGCAGAGGGUCCCAGUCUUGCACAGGAGCCGCUGCCCAUGGCUGGUGGUGGUUGGAGCUCUGGGCACUGGGCUCAGGGAUGUGGCUGUGGCUCUGUGUCCCUGUUGGGCACAGUCUCUACCUCCACGGUCAGGUUUGCUGUCGUGGGGGGGCACAUUCCCCACGGGAGGUGCCAGCCCUGUCACAUUGCGUGGAGGGGGGCACCAGCCCUGGCCCUGGGGUCCCUGUGCCCAAGGGACCCCUCCAGCAGCAACACCGGGGCUGGGAUGGUCACUCCAGUCCCUGUGGCGCCGGCUGCUGCCACCCGGGCUCUUUGCACAGGUCAAACCCCCCCCCAC
This is a messenger RNA of Pezoporus flaviventris, 6684 nucleotides long. RefSeq names its product SET binding factor 1 (gene SBF1). The coding region runs from base 89 to 5854 and encodes 1921 amino acids. The transcript is spliced from 43 exons. The record is from RefSeq and is a predicted model, not a curated record. NCBI's taxonomy places the organism in Eukaryota, Metazoa, Chordata, Aves, Psittaciformes, Psittacidae.